Molecule: messenger RNA, 672 nt
Organism: Acytostelium subglobosum LB1
Lineage: Eukaryota; Evosea; Eumycetozoa; Acytosteliales; Acytosteliaceae
Exons: 1
Coding region: 1-672 (223 amino acids)
Source: RefSeq, a predicted model, not a curated record
AUGACUGGCGCCUCAAUCCAUCUCAAUAAGUUUGUCGACAACCUCAUUGACCUUGGCGACGAGAAGGCCUAUCCAUCAAUCAUUGCCAACUGCACCAUCAAUCAGAACACUGCCAGCUCUAGUACCAACCUCACCAGCUAUCAAAGUUUGAUCAAGAAUAGAAGUCCACUGCUCGUGACCGACACUGUGCUGGACGGCAACAUCAACACGGCCUACCUGAUUGGACGUGGCGUCAACAUGACCAUUCAGCGCACGACCAUCACCAACAAUCUGGUAGUCAAGGGUGGUCUGGUGUCUGGCCAGCUCAGCAACGUUGUGGUGUCCAACAGCACAAUGUCCCACAACACGCUGGUGAACUCUGUGGCCAUUGACAUGGAUGGCUCACAAGUUGCCCUGCACAACGUCGUAAUUGACCAGAACAUCCACGCCAACGGAUCAAAUCAUUUGAUUCAGUGCACAGUCGGAUCGAUCACAAUGAACAAUGUUGUGAACAAUGGCGCCAGCUUGAUAAACUGUGACGAGCGCACAUGUUCAAUCAAUGGUGACAACUCUGACGUCUGCAAAAGUGGACGUCUAAGUGGCGGUGCCAUUGCCGGUAUAGUUAUUGGAUCCAUCGUUGGCUGCGCAAUCAUAGUCACACUGGUAGUAGUCCUGGUCAUCAAGAAGAAGUAA